AUGAGUUCUUCCCUCGAAGCCAAAAUCGUCGUGCUCGGUUCACAAGGCGUCGGCAAAACCUCCCUCGUAAACCGCUACGUCAAAAACGCCUUUGAACCCGCCAAAAUCACCUCCACUGUCGGCGCGUCCUUUGUCACCAAACGCGUCCUCGACACAACCUCUGACACCAUCGUGCGACUACAAAUCUGGGACACGGCGGGCCAAGAACGUUUUCGCAGUAUAUCGCGCCUGUACUACCGCGGCGCAAACGCUUGUUUAUUGUGUUAUGACAUCACAGACGAGAACAGUUUCAAGGAAAUGACGGGUUGGUUGCAGGAACUCAAACAAAACCUAGGGCAUAGCAAUGAUGUCGGCGCCGGAGGGGAUAGUCCGUUGGUUAUACAUGUCGUGGGCACAAAAUCGGAUAUAGUCGCCUUGGAGCCGUCGAGACGGAAAGUUCCGUUUGAGAGGACGAUUGCGUAUGUUGCCGAACAGUUAUACCCAUCGCAAGCAUCGACGCCGCCGCCCACAGCAGGGUUUGGGAAUAUGAUUGUCACGACGCCGACGAGUGGGCUGCAGUCUCCCGAUAGUAAACGCAGUAGCGGAUUCUGGGGCCAGGAUAUCGGGUGGGAUUGCUGCCAUGAGAUUAGCGCCAAGGACGGCGAGGGCGUGGAAGAAGUGUUUCGCGUGAUUGCGCGGAAACUGGUAGAACAAAGAAAUAGGCAGUUGAACGAGCUGAUGGCGAAUGGUAUUGGCGGUGCGAAUGGCGGUUCAUCAGACCCGAAUCAUUCGGAUACGGACGGCGGCGGUGGAACGAAUGGGAUAAAUGGACGAGGAAGUUUUCGGAUUGGUAUGGGCGAUAAACGGCGAAGUUGGUUGGGUUUCCCACCUGGCAUGGUGGUCAGUGAAGAGGUGGAAACGCCUGCGCAGCCGGGGAGGCAGCGGCGUCCAUGCUGUUAA
This is a messenger RNA of Talaromyces amestolkiae, 939 nucleotides long. RefSeq lists its product as uncharacterized. Gene Ontology annotation, cellular component: endomembrane system. The transcript has 2 exons. Gene Ontology annotation, molecular function: GTPase activity; GTP binding. Gene Ontology annotation, biological process: intracellular protein transport. The record is from RefSeq and is a predicted model, not a curated record. The coding region runs from base 1 to 939 and encodes 312 amino acids. NCBI's taxonomy places the organism in Eukaryota, Fungi, Ascomycota, Eurotiomycetes, Eurotiales, Trichocomaceae.